CGACCGCUAGUAAGCUGGAGCGGGGCUGUGAUCCGGAGGUCCUGUUGCUCUGGGGCUGCAGCAAACCGCCAAGCUGGGCAAGUCGGUCGGUGUCCUGGUGGAGGUUAAGGGGAUGAGCGCCCGGGAGAAGCGGGAGAACGCCAGGUUUAACGGUGAGGCAGAUUUAUGAAGGUGGAAGCCAACGCUUUAAAAAUGAGUAAAUAGCUAUGGUGGCUAAAUGGAAUUGCCUUGUAAAAGAGCAGUCUGCCUUACUAAGGGACAGGCAACGGGGAAGGGCGUUUGCUUUCAUCCUGCAGCGUGUGGGCCUCCCUGUGGCUGGUAGGAGUUGGAAUCUGACAAUUUUUGACACCCACGAUGCGCAUUUUUAGGACCCACCUUAUUUCUGUAAGUUGCUUUAAAAUGUUGUUGUUUUCUUUAAAUAUUCUGAUUUAACUGUAGUAACCCACCCUGGGUCCUUUGGGUGCAGGGAGGAUAAUCAGUAAUAAUAAUAUCUGGAAGGACAGAAGUUUUCCCAGGCAAAUGUUUUAUUUUUGUAGUGAUCACAACCAUUAUUUUUUCCCCUUCCGGCUGCAGAAUUUUUGCUUUUAUUUUUUAACAAGCAGAAAUAACAUAACUAAUAUACACGUUCCAAAUGUGUGUGCCUCUCCUCCUCUAGAGAACUCCAGCGGAUACCUUGGGGCGUGUGGCUGGAUCCUGGUCUGCCUUUCGUUCUUGCUCUUCCUUCUGACCUUCCCUUUGUCUGCAUUUCUCUGCUUUGAGGUAAAGAAGAAGAAGAGAGUUCAUUGGGAAGCAGUCCUGCUUCUGAGAUUUUACGCUGCUAUUAUGGUUGCUAGGGGUUAAAUGGUCCAUUAGGGCAAAUGGGGUACUGCUCCACCGACCUCAGUCUGUCCUCAGCUAGCCCCCACCUGCCUGUCUUCUUCUUUACUGUGGUACCUUGGUUUACAACCAUAAUCUGUUCCGGAGGUCUGGUUGCAAACCAAAACAGGUUGUAACCCAAGGUGCACUUUCGCUAAUGGGGCCUCUCCAAAAAAAUGGGUUGAAAUCCCCCCCCCCCCCCAAAAUGGGUUGUAUUAAAAAAGGGACAUGCACUUCUGGGUUUGACGUGGUUGUUAUCCAAAAUGGUUGCAAACCAAGGUACCACUGUAUUUCUACUGGGGGGGGGGGGUGUCACGGCCUGUCAACUUACUCCUCUUCAAUCUCAGUAUUGCCCUUGCAGAAUUCAAAAGAAGGUAGAAUGGCUCCACCUGUCAUUGGUUCUGGUGCUAUCUGCUGUUGGGCUCCCUGUAUUCUGUCCCGCCAGUCUUAAUGGGCACCAGCCCCCACUGCUUGCAUAUCCCAGCUUCAAGCAUUGCCAAAAGUCACCGUGCUUCAUUAUUCAAACUUCUGGGACAGCUGUUCUACCCUGUAAACAGCAAGCAUGGACAUUGCAAAUACAAUUUGCAUUUAUUAAAUUAUUAUUAUUAUUAUUUUCUUUAUUAACCUUAUUAAUCACUUAUCACUCAAAAGGUCUCAAAGCAACUUACACUGAAGAAAUGUAUAUGCAUAAAUACAUUACACCAUAGAAAAGGGGGGGGCGAUCAUAUAACACAUUAAUGUUUCAUACAACUUAUUAGGGAAACAAAACAAAACAAGACACACACUUAAUAGUAAUAGGGAAAAAAUAGCAGUAUGUAAACAAUAAAAAAAUAUUCCCACUUACUAAUACAUAAAAAUAAAAAGACUAACAGAGCCCUCCAUAGUCCCAAAAUAAUUCACAACACCCCACUGUUUGUUUUAAAAAAUCCCCACUCCACCAAGAAGUGUGAUGUCAAGGGCAGCUGCUGUGUGUCCCUUCCUUUCAGGAGGAAGCAGCAGCAAAAGCAGAGCAGGGGGGUGGUAAAAGUUUUAUGUGCCCUGUGGUUGCCCCGGCUCCUCUUGCUCUCCAGCUACUGGUGGGAAUGCAUAAUCUGAAACGUGUGGGGUGGCAAAAACUCUCUAGGAUAUUAUAUGUGACUCCCCGCUGUCCCUCCAUUUCAGAUUGUCAUGGAAUAUCAGCGAGCUGUCAUCUUUAGACUAGGACACAUCCUAAAAGGUGCAAAAGGCCCAGGUGAGUAUUAUAUUAUGUUCUAGCAUACAACAGGAUUUUGCUGCAAGUUUCUCCUCUCUUUUACCCUUGCCAUUGGCCUACCCACGAUUCCAAGGACCAUCUCAUUCAGGUCAGGUCCACACAAUUAAUUUAAAGCACGUGGCUUCCCCCAAGGAAUCCUGGGAACUGUGGUUUGUUAAAGAUGCUGGGGUUUGCAGCUCUGCAGAGGGUAAACCACAGCUCCCAGGAUUCUUCAGGGUUGGCUGUGCGCUAAUAUAUGGUGUGGUCGUGACAGUUUUCAAUGCAUUUCCCUGUCACUUUACUAACUGGAAAAGAAGUUAGCAGGUUUGUUGAACAAGAGGGACAGAGUGCAUUAAUUCACUAUAAUUGUGCAAACCAACGUCUCCAGUGGUGGUUAUAAUUUCUUUUCCUGCAGGUAUCUAUUUAAUCCUGCCCUGCAUAGACAAUGUUGUCACAGUGGACAUGAGGACUGUGUCAUUUGAUAUAGCCCCCCAGGAAGUAAGUGUUUCUGGUCCUUGACCUCUUUCAUCUCUUUUGAAUACCAGAUAGAAUCAUUGUCUAAUAACUCAUCUGCUUCCAGUUGGUUCCUCCUGACAUGUUCUUAGCAGCUGCUACUAGAAACGUGCUUUGACUCAUUGGUUUAUUUUGUAACUCCUCCUGCUCCUGCUUCUACCCUAGAUUCUUACCAAAGAUUCGGUGACGGUUCUUGUGGACGGUGUGGUUUACUACCGAGUUCAGAACGCCAUCCUCUCUGUGACAAAUGUUGCUUAUGCGGACUCAGCCACUCGGCUCCUGGCUCAGACCACACUGAGGAAUGUUCUUGGGACCAAGAGCCUCUCUCAGAUCCUCUCUGACCGGGAGGAAAUCGCCCACAGCAUGCAGGUAUGACAGCAACAGCUGAGUUGUGGGGUGAUUCACAUCCCCAUUUGGAGUAUGGAAUUGAAAGUCUGUUCUGAGGGGAUAUGACUAACAAAAAAAGCUUUGACUUAUAUGUCGGGACGAGCAGAAAGCAUGUAGAACACGGCAUGUUUUUUAAUUAAUUUCAGAUGCAUGAAAUGCUGGAAUGUGACUGCUUGUUGAUAAACAACAACUGUCUUUGGAUUAUAAGCAUGAUUAUAAGCACUGGUCUAUCUAUAGUGUGAAGGGUAUACGUUACUCGGAGAUGGAACUAUAUAAUCUAACAGUAGCAUUCUGUUGGUGUUUGGAAUUAAAGCACUCAACAGGAGUUGACCUUAAUGAGGCUGAAUGUUGGAAGAUGCAGGGCAGAUAAGAGAAAGGACUUCUUCAUGCACCACAUGGUUAAACUAUGGAGCUUGCUCCCACAGGAAGCAGUGAUGGCCCCCAACUUGGAUGGUUUUGAAAAGGGAUUAGUCAGAUUCAUUGAGGACAAAACUAUAAACGGCUGCUAGCCUUGAUGGCUAUGUUCUACCUCCACUGUCAGCGAUAAUCUCCCUCUGAAUACCAGAUGCUGGGAAUUGCAGGUGGGCAGAGUGCUGUUGUGCUCAUGUCCUGCUUGUGGGCUAAGACAUCUAGUCACUGGCAGAGGAAGAGGGGGGGCAGGGGCAGAGCACCGCCACCAGCACCAUGAUCCCGGUGGGGUGCCAUCACAGCAGCCCCUCCACGCCAUGCCCCUGCAGGCUGUGCACCACGCCCCCUGGACACGCACCAUGCCCCUGCGGGUGGCGUGCCAUGCCCCCAGGACACGUGCCAGCCAUGCUCCCACCUGCUCUCCGACCCCAGUGCCAGAGCAGGAAGCUCCACCACUGCAUCUAGUUGGCCUGGAUGCUGGACAAGAUGGAACACUGGCUGAUGUAGCAGAUUCAUCUUAUGCUCUUGCGGGCCUUUUCAAAGUGCUACUCCAAACAGAGCUUCAGAAGGGGAUUUUGAAGGGCAAAAAGGUCACCUGACAUAACUGUAGUCCAGGAGGAGUGGGGAAAAGAUAGCCAUUUGACCCGUGGGGUUAAUAUAGUUCCCUGUUUUUAUCCCAGCUUCUGUGACUUCCAUUGGACCAGCCUGACCUCUUGCAUAAUAAUAUCUUGAUGGACAAGUGCAUUCCUGCAUAUCUAUAUAUAUUUAAUAAACAGGUCACAUUAGAUGAAGCCACAGAUGACUGGGGCAUAAAGGUGGAGCGGGUAGAGAUCAAAGAUGUGAAGCUGCCCAUCCAACUCCAGAGAGCCAUGGCCGCUGAAGCAGAAGCUACCCGUGAAGCAAGAGCAAAGGUACAGGAGUUCUAUAGAUUUGGUUUAGCUGGUGACUUUCCAGAAAGUUCAUCACCCAGAAGACAGCAAAGGGGCAGUAGGAAGUACAGUAAAGGCCAACAUUGGCAUUGUAGGGCUAUUAACCUGGGUCUAUGACUUUAAAUUAGGGUUGGGGAACUUCAGGCCCUAGGGCCAAAUAUGGCCCUCCAAGUCUCCAUUUCCCACAAGUCUGUUUCCAUACUGGUACAUUUUUUCCUAGUCCCACAGCCAUUAAAGGCACAAGGUGUCAUUUAUUUGUUCCUGUACCUGUACUUUUUGCUGUGAGCAACUCCUGGGAAGAUAAUUAUUCCUUUCAGGUGGGGAAGAUAGAGGAAAUGGCUCCCAUUCCUUCUGAUUGCCUAGCAACAGUGAUUGACUAUAGUGUCCUUAAUCACAGCAGCACCUCCACAUCUGCCUAAUAAGCCUUAGAACAUUGCCUCCACAUUUUUGCUAACUUUCUUUAUAGAUGUCUGACAGACUUAGCUUUCAUUAACGAAAUAAGGUGAGAGUCAUUCAACUGAAUGAGUUCAUUCCUAGCCUGUGGCAUGUAUCUCUAUGACUAGGUCUGACUUACUUAGGAAUGGGUGCAGCUGUUAUAUAAGGCCACCCUGAUGUAAAACUCCAAACUCCUUACCUGGAAUUUCUUCCCUUCUAGGUGAUUGCAGCAGAAGGUGAAAGGAACUCCUCCCUGGCCUUGAAGGAAGCCGCCAUCGUGAUCACAGAGUCUCCUGCAGCCCUCCAGCUUCGCUACCUACAGACUCUGACCACUAUCGCUGCUGAGAAGAACUCUACCAUUAUAUUUCCGCUGCCAUUGGAUAUGCUGCAAUGUCUCAUUGGAACAAAACGUUAACUGGGGAUGUAGAUGCAGGACGAGGGGCUGUUUCUCAGGAGCCCAGAUUUUCUUAAAAGUGCAAUGCAGUGUUGGACAAAGGAACAUUAAUUUAAUUGUUUGUUAACAGAGGGGUUUUUUACAUUUUGUUUUUUCACUU
Podarcis lilfordi (Lilford's wall lizard) is the source of this 5312-nucleotide messenger RNA. The record is from the annotation of a GenBank genome assembly. NCBI's taxonomy places the organism in Eukaryota, Metazoa, Chordata, Lepidosauria, Squamata, Lacertidae.